Gossypium arboreum is the source of this 1664-nucleotide messenger RNA. Its product is annotated as early nodulin-like protein 2. NCBI's taxonomy places the organism in Eukaryota, Viridiplantae, Streptophyta, Magnoliopsida, Malvales, Malvaceae. Gene Ontology annotation, cellular component: plasma membrane. Gene Ontology annotation, molecular function: electron transfer activity. The transcript is spliced from 5 exons. The record is from RefSeq and is a predicted model, not a curated record. The coding region runs from base 132 to 1478 and encodes 448 amino acids.
UCUCUUAUAUAAAUUCUCUGUUGAGGACGAUGAUAAACAGAUUACAGAUUACAGCUGAAAAGUAGAUACAGAGAUCAAAGAGGAGGUGACUGACUGUAAGCAGAGAACACAGCAAUUUUUUUUUUUAAAAAAUGGGUGGGAAAAUCAGCAUGGCUGCAUUUUUUGUAGUUUUGGCUGCAAAUGUGUUGCAGAGUACGUAUGGUGCAACUUAUAAGGUGGGUGGCUCCACUGGCUGGCGAGUCCCUACCAAUAUUGAUUUUUACGAAGAUUGGGCUGAUGAUAAAGUCUUCGUUGUUGGGGAUGCUCUUGUUUUCAACUUUACUACUGGAAAGCAUAAUGUUGCAGUGGUGACCGAAGCUGCUUACGAGGCGUGCAACACCACCGAUACUAUAACUAUCAUAUGCGACGGACCGGCAAGGAUUACCCUUAACAGGACCGGCAAUUUUUACUUCAUUUGUGCUGUCCCCGGUCACUGUUCCGGCGGGCAAAAGCUCAGGGUCGAAGUCAGAAAUGGGAACCGCCACGCUGCUGCUCCCGCACCUGGACCAAUGCCCAAUAGUAAGCCUCCGAGCGCCGCCACGCCGAGCCCCACCCCGCAUGGAACUUCAAGUCCUCCUCGUCCGAGCGCCACCCCGCGUGGAACUUCAAGUCCUCCUCCUCCAAGCGCUACCCCGCCUGGAACUUCAAGUCCUCCUCCUCCGAGCGCCGCCACGCCUGGAACUCCGAGCGCCACCGGGCGUGGAACUUCAAGUCCUCCUCCCGAGGCCAACUCAGCUUCUCUCCUUGUUGCUACUCUCUACCCUAUCUUGUACUUGUCCAUUGCCUUAGUCAAAGAACACAGAAAAUUUUCAAUGAGUGGGAAAAUCACCAUGGCCAUGGCUGCACUUUUUGUAGUUCUAGCUGCCAAUGUGUUGCAGAGUACAAAUGGUGCAACUUAUACAGUGGGUGACUCUACUGGCUGGAAAGUCCCUACCAAUAAUGAUUUCUACGAUGAUUGGGCUGAUAACAAAAUCUUCGUUGUUGGGGAUGUUCUUGUGUUCAAUUUCACUACCGGACAACAUGAUGUUGCAGAGGUGACGGAAACUGCUUACGAUGCAUGCAACACUGCCAAUACUAUAUCAACCGUCAGCACCGGACCGGCAAGGAUUACUCUUAACAGGACCGGCGAUUUUUACUUCAUUUGUGCUUUCCCCGGUCACUGUUCCGGCGGGCAAAAGCUCAACGUCGAAGUAAGAAAUGGGAACAACCGUACCGCUGCUGUUCCCGCACCUGGACCGAGUCCCACCACCACGCCUGUAGCUACCAGCCCCACCACCAGUACGCCUCCGACCGCUGCCACGCCCACCUCGCCUGGAACUCCGACCGCCACCGCGCCUGGAACUUCAAGUCCUCCUCCUGGGACCAACUCAGCUUCUUCCCUUGUUUCUACUCUGUCUCCUGUCUUCUUCAUGGCCAUUGCCUUAGUUUUGAUGUGCUAAUUAUGCUAUUAAUUCCAUUUUGCACUUUUUGUUAUUUGGUGUUAUGUGAGAUGAGAUCCAUUGUUUUACUAUGAUAGUGAUAAUCAUAUUUGUAAUGUUAUUUGGUAUUUGAAUAAUUUUUAUUCAUUUUUCCACAUACAUAUCAUUUUAUUUUAUAAAAUUAUGGUAAAGUUUCUGUAUUAAAAA